Molecule: messenger RNA, 1132 nt
Organism: Miniopterus natalensis
Lineage: Eukaryota; Metazoa; Chordata; Mammalia; Chiroptera; Miniopteridae
Gene: NCF4
Product: neutrophil cytosolic factor 4
Biological process (GO): respiratory burst; phagocytosis; superoxide anion generation
Cellular component (GO): NADPH oxidase complex; cytoplasm
Molecular function (GO): phosphatidylinositol binding; superoxide-generating NADPH oxidase activator activity; protein binding
Source: RefSeq, a predicted model, not a curated record
AGGAAGUGAGAGGUGAACUCAGUCUGGGCCUGGCUGGGUGAGACCCUCCGUCACCCACUCUCCUGGACCACUGACGGCCAUGGCCGUGGCCCAGCAGCUGCGGUCUGAGAGCGACUUUGAACAGCUUCCUGAUGAUGUCGCAGUCUCAGCCAACAUCGCGGACAUCGAGGAGAAGAGGGGCUUCACCAGCCACUUUGUGUUCGUCAUUGAGGUGAAGACGAAAGGGGGAUCCAAGUACCUCAUCUACCGCCGCUACCGCCAGUUCUACGCCUUGCAGAGCAAGCUGGAGGAGCGGUACGGACCGGAGGGCAGGACCGGCCCCUUCCCCUGCAGCCUGCCGGCCCUCCCAGCCAAGGUCUACAUGGGUGUGAAACAGGAGAUCGCGGAGAUGCGCAUACCGGCCCUCAACGCUUACAUGAAGGCCCUCCUGAGCCUGCCCAUCUGGGUGCUGAUGGACGAAGACGUCCGCAUCUUCUUCUACCAGUCGACCUACGACACCGAGCAGGUGCCGCAGGCGCUCCGCAGGCUGCGCCCCCGCACCAGGAAGGUCAAGAGUGAGUCCCCACAAGGUGCUGGCUUAGAUCGCUUGGCAGCUCCGAGAGCAGAGGCCCUGUUUGACUUCACUGGGAACAGCAAGCUGGAGCUGAAUUUCAAAGCCGGAGAUGUGAUCUUCCUUCUCAGUCGGAUCAACAAAGACUGGCUGGAGGGCACUGUCCGGGGAGCCACAGGCAUCUUCCCACUGUCCUUCGUGAAGAUCCUAAAGGACUUCCCGGAGGAAGAUGACCCCACCAACUGGCUACGCUGCUAUUACUAUGAGGACACCAUCAGCACCAUCAAGGACAUCGCAGUGGAGGAAGACCUCAGUAGCACUCCACUGUUAAGGGACCUGCUGGAGCUCAUGAGGCGGGAGUUCCAGAAGGAGGACAUCGCCCUAAAUUACAGAGAUGCUGAUGGGGACCUGGUUCGGCUGAUCUCGGAUGAAGAUGUGAGGCUCAUGGUGAGGCAGGCCGAGCCUCUGCCUUCCCAGAAGCGCCUCUUCCCCUGGAAGCUACACAUCACCCAGAAGGACGACUACAAGGUCUACAACACAGUCCCCUGAGCUGAUGGUGUCCCUGGGGCAGUGAGGGGACAC